Molecule: messenger RNA, 4302 nt
Organism: Marmota flaviventris (yellow-bellied marmot)
Lineage: Eukaryota; Metazoa; Chordata; Mammalia; Rodentia; Sciuridae
Gene: C4H10orf71
Product: chromosome 4 C10orf71 homolog
Biological process (GO): positive regulation of calcineurin-NFAT signaling cascade
Cellular component (GO): Z disc
Source: RefSeq, a predicted model, not a curated record
AUGCAGGGGAACAAGAAGUGCACAGAUGGAUUCAGCGACUCCUCCAGCAUCGGUAGCGUGUUGGAUGAUGCAGACAGGGAGGUAAGCAACCUCACAGACCGGGCGUUCCGGAGCUUGUGCAUCUCAGAGGAUGCAUCCUUCCAUGAUUCCAAUCUGUCCCCAGAUAUCACCCAUCAGGUGUUUGGGACUUUCCACCAGGGAACAGUGAGUCACACCCACAGAAAAAGUGGCAUUUGGAGCCAGCUUCCGUCACAAGGUACCGAGCAUGCAGGCUGGGCAGCCACCUUCCAACAGCUACCCAAGUAUGUUCAAGGAGAGGAAAAGUACCCCAAAAGCAGCCCCCCACCAACACCAUCCCAGAGGAGACUGGAGAUGCCAGUUUCUGGCUUGAGGAGCAGCAACAAGCCUGUUUCCAAAGUAUCAUCGCUAAUCAAGUCUUUCGAUAGGACUGAGAGCCAACAUUGUGAUAGCAGACCUCCCACCAGCAAGCCUCCAGCUCUCAAAAAUCCUUCCAAGUUUGCCCCUCUUCCAGACAGUGGUGUCAACUUCUGCUUUGAUUCUGCUUUUCUGACUGUCAGGAGGGUUCCUGCUGAAGUCUCCAACGCCCAUCAGAACAGCCUCCAGCCUGGAAGGAACCACGGAGAACAAGAGUCGCCUAAGAAUCCUGAAAUGGCCUGUCAUGGCUCCGGCAGCUUCCUCCCCAAACCUGACAACUCAGCCAGCUCAUUUGAGUCAAGAUUCCCCUCUCCACCCCACAAGCCAGCCAAGGCCGAACCCGUAAGAGGCAAGGAGUGGGCUCACAAAGGGACUUUUCUGCACAGUGAAAACAGUGCUUUUGAGUCAUGGAACGCCCACCAACCAAAGCUGCUCGAGAGAAAGGACAUCGCAGAAACCAUCCCAGAAAGCAAAGUUCCCAAACAUUAUGAGGAAACGCCCUUGUCAAGAGAACCUUAUCCCCCUGAGCACAAAGUCUCUCCCUGCCCUGUUCGGGCCAGCUGCACUCAGGAAGAAAGCAGAUUAGCAGCAGGGGCUCUGUCCACAUCUGGACCCUGGGGCUGCAGAGAUCCAGGACCCCCAGUAUUCCCUGCAGAGGGAAAAGCUUCCAGCUCACAGCCUGACCCUCAGCUGAAGUCAACCCAGCCUCCAUGGAGGAAACCAAAAACUGGCAAAGGAGGUAAAGAAAGUCUUCAAGACACUUUGGAAGAAAAGAAACAGACCAACAGGAGAGGCCCGCCUCUGCAUUCAAAGCACAACCUCCAGGGGCAAUUUCCAGAAGAUGAGGCUCUGGACAUGCCUGGGGACCCUAAUGAGCAUUACAGUCCUCCUUUUAAUAUCAGUAAGCUCCUGACCCCCAUUAUACCCACCAAGCAUGUCCUGGAAUCAUCAGACACCCAGUCAGGGGAGAUAAGCCCAUCCCCCACAGGACAGCUGAACGGAUACCAGGAGAAGGAGCCCAGUGAAUGUCAGUCAAGAGACAGCUACAAAUCCAAAGCACCCAGUCUGUUGUUCAACCUCAAGGAUGUGCGGAAGCGUGUUAAGAGUACAUACAGUCCCUCACCUCUCUUGAAAGGCUUCGAUGAGAAAACCAGAAUUAAGACUGAUGGCAAGCAAGAACCUGUGAGCAAUGGGGUCAUCCUCUCCAAUGGGCUUGAAGAAAGCCCUCCUAGUGAACUUUCUAAGGAGAGACCAGCCAAUGUCCCUGGUGCAUCACAUAGCGGUACCCAGAAGGACCCUACCACAGACCCCAGUGAGCCCUCUGCAGACAAUCACCUCACCCUCAGCUCACCUCCAACUGUCACCAAAGCCCUCUGUGUCAAUGGGGAGGCUGUAGAAAGGAGCAGUGAUGGGAAGGAAGAUGCCAACGGAGAGGCAGAGCUGUGUCCCACCAGGCCAGGUUGGAGUCCAGACUCCAGGGAACGCCACCCCAGGAAGCACCUCUCCUUGAAACUUUGUAAUAGGGAGCUUGAGGCCGGACAGGCUGCAGAGCAAACCAAGAGCCAUCAGCUGGAGAACAGGCUCUCAAGAUCCAUCUCCCAAGAGACAGAGCCAGAGAGAGACCUAAGACUUCAGAACCCACUCCUGAACCAGAAAUUCUCCCCAGGGCCCCUCUCCCCCGAGGAGGAGGAUGUGUUUUACAGCGACACCCAGUCCGAUUUUAUGCCAAGCCUCCAAAGUAAGGCCAAAUUCAGCACCAGCUCUUCAGAUCAAUCCUUUGCCUCGUUUGAUGAUCAGCAGAAGUCGUGGUUUACUGAGAGCCAGCGGGAAGACAGGAAGAAAGAUGUGAGUGCAGGUGACAGUGAGAAGGAAGAGAAGGAAAAGGUGAUGGGGAAAGAUGAGCUACAGCACUGUGCUUUAAGAAACGGACACGUGUUCAUGGAGGAGCACAGUCAGGGGGAAGCACUGCAGAGAGAAGAGGAAGGUCUGUGUGGAGGGAGACCCAGGAAGGCAUCGAUGGAGGAAGGAAAUUUCAGAGGCUCUUGGAUUGGGGGAAAUAAGGACAUGGCCCUUUCACAUGCCAAAGACUCCACCCCCUCUCCAUCUUCUGCUACAAACAAGCACAAACUGUUUUCGAUUAAAGACAACACCCUUAGGGCCACCCCUGUGAUCAAACCUAUCAUUCUGCCUCUUCUGCGGACUGUGUCCUCAGAGGACUCACUUGGCAGUAGCUACAAAGAAGAAGAAUUACCAAGGCAAGAGUGGGGUGAAGAUGCUGCUGGUCUCUGUGCCCAUGAAAGCCAGGAAAUGCCCAGCACCCUGACAUCCACUAAUAUGCAGGGCACUCACUUGAAGCACAUGGCCUGUGAAGGCCUAAAAGACCCUGGGCAGGUAUUCAGUGCAGCCAGGAUAGAUAACUCCCAACCAGCCCUGAAGGGGAAUUUCCCAUCUCCAUCACCGGUGGGAGAGGGGGACAGGAUGAGGCCACCCCCAGAAGCAGCACAUGAAAUCAUGACAAGCGAUGGCAAGAGCAGGCCCACAGCCUCAGGGAAGCUGGUUGCUCCACCCGAUAUCCCCAGGAUUGCUCUACCUGAGGACGAUUUAGAAGACGAGCGCCCCCUGCAGUCACUUGGCACUUGUUGGGAAGAGCAGGAACAGAGACAAGGCUUCCAAAGUCACUUUUUGUCUGCCCCCAGAGCAGGGCCCCCUGGGAGAAGAACGGUCCCUGGUGAGAUGGCAACUUCCCCCAAUCCCAGCUCCCUGGGAGAGAGCAGCGCGUGCUCCCCGGCCACCAGCAGUGUUUGGGAUGAUGUUUCCCAGGCUCCUGAGGAACUGGGUCCUCCGGGGGAGCCUCCCCGGGCCAGCCCCUGGGCGAGCCCGGGUCCUGCCAGGCUUACUCGGCGGGAGGACCUGACGCACGGCCUCGUGUGGGAGGACAGCUCCGACCCCCAACUCGAGCCGGGGGCGGAAGACCUCCGGACCAUCUCUCCACGAGGUGCACUGCUGGACGUGGCCACCAGCUCAGCAGCCCCUCUUGAGAAACCAGAGCCACCUGCUCAGCUGGAGAGGGCCGCCGGCAAGCCACCGGCAGUCCCACCCAAAACGGAGAAGGCCCUGCGACGGGCCAAGAAACUAGCAAGCAAGAGGAGAAAGACCGACCUGGUGCAGGAGAAGCAUAGCGAGUUCUGGGAGGGGAAACCCUGCGCAGAGGACUCACAGCGGACCGAGCGAAGGCCGCUGUCACCUGGAGAGAGGUCCCGCGCCAGGUUCCCUGUGGUCCGCUCCUUGCCUCCUCCCGCGCAUCGCCACUCAGUAUCCGGGGUCUCUGAGCCUGUGGGGAGGCGGCCUUGGGGGCCCCAGCCCCUCACGCCCCUGCCCGCUUACCCCGCCACCCAGAAGGUCCUUCAGGAUCCCCAGUCUGGAGAAUACUUCGUCUUCGACUUGCCACUCCAGGUGAAAAUCAAGACCUUCUACGACCCAGAGACUGGCAAGUACGUUAAGGUCUCCGUCCCAUCCUCUGAGGGGACCUCCCCUGAGCCGCCCCUACAGGAUGCCCUGGCUGCUCCCUACCUGCUGUACCCUGGCUUCCGGCCAGUGCCAGUGACCGCCCUGAUGCCUCUACGCUGCUCCUCCCAGCUGUCUGCCCCCACCUUCCUCAGGCAAGGCCCCCGCGCCAGGCCCCAGAGUGCCCACGAGGCUGGACUACAACAGAUCCCUGGGCCUCAGGGCGACUCCACUCAGCAUGCUGGUGCCCAGCGCCCCCGGGGACCGCCCCGGAGCCCAGAGGAGGAGGGCGCAGAAGCUCCAGGCCUGGGCAUCAUCUCCACUGACGACCUGGAAGACUUUGCCACUGAAGGCAUUUCUUGA